UGAGCCAUUUGUAAACAACGAGGACCGAGAGCCACACGGAACGUCCAGCUCCCUCGCCCUCUCGCCCUAUUAUGUCUCAGGAGGAAAAUCACGACAUGGAAGAAGAAGUCGAAACAAAGAGCAAGGACAAGAAGGCGGCCAAGCACGACAGCGGUGCCGCCGACUUGGAAAAAGUGACGAAUUAUGCGGAGGAGAAGGAGAUCAAAUCCAACGCGAACUUUAUGUCCGUCAUCAACGACGUCAAGAAACAGGACGAAGCAACGAGAUCGGCAAAAGAACAAGAGUUGAUGAAAGUGUCCAUCAAGAAGGAAGAUGUUGAGCUAAUCAUGAAGGAGCUAGAAAUCCCUAAAGUGAAGGCAGAGCGAGCGCUACGUGAACACCAAGGGAACCUCAUAGAAACUCUAGUCACUCUUACCAAUUAGCUAUAACCAAUCUAUUAACAUUCUGUCCAUGUUAAAUUGAAAUAAACUCAAACUUUGCUA
Messenger RNA from Penaeus indicus, 482 nucleotides. Its product is annotated as huntingtin-interacting protein K-like. The record is from RefSeq and is a predicted model, not a curated record. The coding region runs from base 72 to 422 and encodes 116 amino acids. The transcript is spliced from 2 exons. Gene Ontology annotation, biological process: protein stabilization; negative regulation of apoptotic process. Lineage: Eukaryota; Metazoa; Arthropoda; Malacostraca; Decapoda; Penaeidae.